AUAAACCUCGUCACCCUUAUGAAUUGUUCAUCUGGAAUCAUUAAUGUAUUCAUAUCGCGUGAUUUGCAUUGAGAUGCAUCGCAUUCUGAUUAGUUGAUUGUUAGUCGAAGAACAGUACAGAAUGGAAAAUAACUGCAUCCUGCACACCUACCAUCCUCCCGAAUGGGCAAAGAGCCUGAACAAUAUUCCACGAUACUUUGUCAAGCUCUCCCAGGACAAUACACCAAUCACGGAUUGGAACUUGGAGGACGUGUCCAACGGGUUUAAGAUUGGGAUCAAGCGCGAAGACAUGACCGGCAGCACUUUGAGUGGAAACAAGGUUCGUAAGUUGGAAUUUAUUCUUGCCGACGCCAUUUCUCAAUACUGCAAAACAAUCAUAACGUAUGGUGUGCUGCAUUCCAACCAUUGUCGAACCACGGCCAUCGCCGCAAGGCAGCUUGGGAUGGACACUUGUCUUUUCUUGAUAUUGAAACCAGAGGAGAGUUCUAGUUCUUUGGAAGGUAAUAGACUGUUAUCCAGGCUUAUCGGAUGUGACGUCAUAACAAUGAAAAACAAGACUCCAGUUGAUGAAGUCAAGAAAAAAAUGAAAGUUAUGGCUGACAAUCUGGGAAAUAAACACAAAUCCCCCGCGUACGUGGUUGAAGGCGGUGGAUCUUCAUACGUCGGAAUGUUUGGUUACAUCAACUGCUUUCAAGAAAUGAUUUUACAAAAUGUAUUGGAAAAUUACACUGAUAUUUUUGUAACCAGUGGAACUUGUGGUACAGCGGCAUCUCUUGCAAUAGCAAAUUAUCUUACUGGAUCUAAACUCAAAAUCCAUGCAGUAACCRUCAGUCGUACAUUAGACAAAGCUUACAGUGUGAUACAAACAAAACUAGAACUCUGUGGACUUGCUAAUAUUCGUUCAGAAGACAUAAUAGAUUUGAUGAUUGGAUAUAAAGAUCGUGGAUAUAGGGAAUCCACCAGAGAGGAGUAUGAUGAUAUAGUGAAAAUAGCAAGGACUACUGGUAUACUAUUGGACCCAGUCUAUAAUAUCAAGACAGUACGGCGCAUGCUCGUAGAAAUGAAAGAAAAUCCACAAAGAUUUAAAGGAAAAAAAGUUCUAUAUAUCCAUACAGGUGGCCUUUUUGCUCUGUUUGAAGAACGGUUCAAGUGCAUUGUGGGUGAUUAUCAUGGAGAAAUAAAUGGUGUAUCUUCUACUGACAGUGAAUAAUUAGCAAAAGUGCGCCUACUCAAGCCAUGACACAAUUGCAAAAUCGCUCAAAGGCUCAAUUUAUUACAUGAAAUUUAAAGUGUUUUUCARCCGAAUAAUAUUUGUUAAAUCGCAUUUAAUAUAAAGAUAACGCGAUUUAGAAUAGAACUGUUAUUGAUUAAAAGUAUUAAAUAAAUCUACAGAAGAAAAUGAAAAUUAAA
This is a messenger RNA of Exaiptasia diaphana, 1410 nucleotides long. Its product is annotated as bifunctional D-cysteine desulfhydrase/1-aminocyclopropane-1-carboxylate deaminase, mitochondrial. NCBI's taxonomy places the organism in Eukaryota, Metazoa, Cnidaria, Anthozoa, Actiniaria, Aiptasiidae. The record is from RefSeq and is a predicted model, not a curated record. The coding region runs from base 122 to 1210 and encodes 362 amino acids. Gene Ontology annotation, molecular function: D-cysteine desulfhydrase activity. The transcript is spliced from 9 exons.